This is a messenger RNA of Zerene cesonia (dogface butterfly), 1776 nucleotides long. It is a transcript of the gene K5, whose product is annotated as putative neuropeptide precursor protein. Lineage: Eukaryota; Metazoa; Arthropoda; Insecta; Lepidoptera; Pieridae. The coding region runs from base 151 to 1290 and encodes 379 amino acids. The record is from RefSeq and is a predicted model, not a curated record. The transcript has 5 exons.
AGUUCACUGCGCAUGUUCGCACAAUAUCGACACCGACGAUAGCUUUUUCUCCAGUUGAUGCUGGAACUCGUCGCUCGCCAUCCGAAGACAGAAAUUUCCUCUCUUGUGACCUAAAUAUUAAUUAAUAUAUCACUUAUUUGAGUCGUGAAUAUGUUGGUAAUUUCGGUGACCGCGUUCAUAGCGGUGAUUCUUCUAAGCGAUGCGCUACCAACGCCUUCUAAUAACAAAGUUUAUUCAUUAUUAGAAAACGGUCCAAUUGCUGAGCUACCCGAAAAUUGGGACCAAACAAAAGACGACACUCAAUCAUUAUUUUUGAAUAAGAGCGACAAAAAUGAUCUGGAACCAUAUCCACUCGCUCUCAGCGAGGAAGGCAAUCAAGAAGGAUUUGAACAAGCUAUUGAUCAAAGAUAUGAUUCGCCUCAAUCAACAGGUGAACUCGAUAACCUCAUAAUGAGACCAGAAUUGUAUGGAGAACCGCCGGCCAUAGAAGGGCUUUCUGUUGGAUACGACGCGCGUCGCAGAAAGCGCGGCACAGGGACAAAAGUUGUAGGCGCUGGUACUGCAACAAAAGUAGCAACCAAAUCCAAUUCUGGGAAGAAAAACCUUAAGCAGCAAGAAGGCCUUUCACCUGUAGAAACAGCAGCUGAAGAUUACGAAACUCAUCGUCUUAAAAGGGGCAGCGGAAGCAAAGUCGGUGGUGCUGCAGCAUCUGCUAAAAAUGUGGGUAAGAACACUGGAGGCAACAAGAAGAAUUUUCGGCCUAUAUCAGAACGCCGUAAACGCGACUCCGGUCUCAGCGCUGCUGAUGUGCGCGCUCUACUCAACAUGUGGGAAGCACAAGAGCGCAGGAAACAAGAAUGGAAUGCAAACCACUGGACUCCUGAUCGUUAUUAUGGCCACGUAAACACGCUUGAUGAAGAGCAGCCAGAAGUUGACGAAAAUGGAGACGUAUGGUAUAAUGAACCGGUUGUACUUGGAGCCCGUGAAAGAGAUUAUCCUCGCCAUUCUUAUUUCUCCGAACAGAAUCGUAUGGCUUUGGCUCAAGGUCUACCAGACUUGUAUCAAGUGGAUCCAAAUGAAGUCGCCCGUCGAUAUGAGGAAGCCCGUCGCAAGAGAAUGUAUGCUAAUAGAAUGAAACGAUUCAUGGUUGCACGUAAACGGUCUGAUGGGAUGAUACAUCAAAAUAAUUACAGGCCUCGUGAUGAUCUCUAUACACUUGCUGAACUGCUACGUUCAUCACCUCGUGUCCAAGAACAAGACCUUCCUGUGUACCAACGACUUAUACUUUAAGCUGUUCAAGAUUAGGUAUCCAUUCGAAGGAAUAUCUCUUCUAUAAAGUCCUUUCCUAACUUUAAAAACAAUACUACUUGUAUGUGGGGGCUCCUUUAUUCUUUAUGAUAUCGGCCUUUCGACUGGAUAUCAACAAUUUCAGUUGAGAUGGGCUUUAUCUUUGCAUUUAAUUAUUCUGCUAUAAUAAGGAUAUAGUCAGUAUUUUAGUUAUAGAUAAGUUUGUAAGCAGGCAUUGUAGAAGAAUCUUUUAAAAUUUAAAUUAAGAUUGGCCUAAUAUUACAAUAUUUUAACCAUGUACUUUCCCUACCUCAGUUACUUGCAUAUCCAUUAAUUAUAUAUGCAUACGAAACAAAAUUCAUUUAAAAAUUCUCUCAUAUUUACACAGGCAUCAUUAUUCGUGAAGUGUGACUUCACAAAAAGUCGAAGUCUAGUAUUAGUCAAUGUGUAUAUGUAUACUUGCUGUAUUAAUAUAGCAUAAUCUAAUAA